UCAAGUCUGUGGCAGAUUGUACAAUCGGCUGAUCACGUCGAUCCCGCGGCCAGCCUCACAUCCCCGUGUACAGAGGACAUGAUUUAUAAAUGCUCGUCUGCUUCAACUUGAACAAAACCUCACCACCUCACCAUCUCAUUCAAGUCCUUUCUACUUCUUCCUCUGGCUAGUCCAUUCAUUCGCUCAUUCUUCUAUUGGCUUCUUUGCAACUUUCGCUCUCUUAUACUACUUCCGCUAGUCGCAAAUACUCCUACUACUUGCAAAGAUGCAUUCCUUCAAAACUGUUCUUGCUCUUGGAGCUCUCCUGCCCGCAUUCCUUGCGCAGGCCAGCAAGAUUAUCCGUACUCGCAACGAGCACACCAUUCCCGGCUCGUGGGUGGCCCGUAUUGAAGAGAAUGAAGUACUCGAGGCUGUUCUCUCCACUGUCCUUGAGGCUGCUGGUAUCGAGUCCAAGGAAACCUACUCUGUUGGAGGUGUCAAGGGCUUCACCUUCGACGCCGAUGAUACCAUCCUAGAUAUGCUCGAGAGCAUGGGAGCCAUCAAGUCCGUCGAGCCUGACUACAAGAUGUAUGCUUCCGUCCCGGUUGGCAGCUUGAACGCGCGCCAAACCAACGGUACUCUUACUACUCAGAAAGGCUCCCCCUAUGGCCUGGGACGCAUCUCCCACCGUGAGCCUGGCACUCGGGACUACGUUUUUGACAGCUCUGCUGGCGAGGACACCUUCAUCUAUGUCAUCGACACUGGUGUUAACACCGAGCACACCGACUUCGGCGGCCGUGCCACUCUCGGAAAGAGCUUCAUCUCCGGAUCUGAUGGCGAAGAUGACCAAGGCCACGGCACCCACUGCUCUGGAACCGCCGCCGGCACCAAGUUUGGUGUAGCUAAGAAGGCCAACAUCAUCGGUGUCAAGGUCCUCGGCGCAGACGGCUCCGGCAGCAACUCUGGUGUCCUCAGGGGCAUUCAAUGGGCGGUCGAUGAUGCCACCGAGAAGGGCCACAUCAACCGCACCGUCCUCUCCAUGUCUCUCGGCGGCCCCUUCUCCCAGACCACCAACGAUGCCAUCCAGUCCGCCGUCGAAGCCGGAGCUUUCGUCGCCGCUGCCGCCGGAAACGAAGGCGAAGACGCAUCCAACUCCUCCCCCGCCUCCGCACCCCAAGCCUGCACCGUCGGCGCCACCAACGAGCGCGACCUCAAGGCCUCCUUCUCCAAUUUUGGCAAGCUCGUUGACAUCUUCGCUCCCGGAGAGAAGAUCCAAAGCGCCUGGAUCGGCAGCUCCACCGCUACCAACACCAUCAGCGGAACUUCAAUGGCUUGCCCCCACAUUGCUGGUCUUGCUGCCUACCUUAUUGCGCUUGAGGGCCCCCGCUCUCCUACUGCCCUAUGCAAGCGCAUCCAGGAGCUUGCUACCAAGGACGCUAUCACUAACUUGAGGGCUGGAGAGGGUAGCCCCAACCUCAUUGCUUACAACGGCAACGGCGCGUAAACAUCUUUUACGCUCACUGAUUUUUUGUGUGGUGCGGACCAGCUAACCGUGGAUCGGUGUGCUUGGGAGAACUAAGGAUAAUGUAUUUGUGAGGACCUUUUUGUACAUUUUCUUUGCCAUGGAUUUGAUGGCUUUCUGUGGAUAUUUUGGGGACUUGAGGAUUGAGUGGAGUGAAUACAUAUACCUUUUGGUGUAACUUUGUUACAAGAAUACAAUGGAAUGCCAUG
Molecule: messenger RNA, 1710 nt
Organism: Bipolaris sorokiniana ND90Pr
Lineage: Eukaryota; Fungi; Ascomycota; Dothideomycetes; Pleosporales; Pleosporaceae
Exons: 1
Coding region: 266-1483 (405 amino acids)
Biological process (GO): proteolysis
Molecular function (GO): serine-type endopeptidase activity
Source: RefSeq, a predicted model, not a curated record